AUGUCUCCUUCUACUUCAGCUACCAUGCUCUGGCCCCAGGCCAACCGUACCGUCAUUGACAUCGGCGGUUCGUCCCUCAACCUGACCUUCGACCGUCAACUCCCCGAUGCCUUCCGUGGCCAAGGCUACUUUCCUAAGGAAAUGGCCUAUACUUAUGGCAUGGAUAAGUGGAACGUCAUUGCUGGCACUUCGUACCAGACAUCUGACGAGAUCUCCAUCAUCUCAGCUACCGCCGGUAAAGUUGUCUCUGACAUGCCAAAGACUAACAACGUCAUUGUUGACCUUGGAGCUGCCAAUAGCCCGAAGUUCGAGCCCUAUGUCAACGCCUUUGUCAACCAGGGUAAACAGGUUACCUAUAUCGCUCUCGACAUUAACAAGGAAUCACUCACUGCUCACAUCAACCGCGCCGCCGAUCGAUUCCCUGGUGUCUCCUGCAUCGGUCUUUGGGGAGACUUCUCACAGGGUGACAAGUUCUACAAGAACAUCAUUGGCAACCGCAUCUUUCUGUCUCUCGGUUCCAUCUUCUACAACGCACCCGAUCAGAUGUGCGUCGACCGCUGCCUCGAGGUCAAGGCUCACCUUUCUGGUCUCGACCGUCUCAUCGUUGGACAAGACGGCCCCUCGGCCGGUGAGAGCGCCAACACCCACAAGGCAUAUGGCACUGCUGCCUAUGUUGACUUCUUCAACACCUAUCUGGCCGGUAUUCAGAAGCACGCUGGUAUCGUGGCUGACCCCAAGACCGCUUGGGGCUACGAAUCCAAGUUGAUCAACACUAUGCACUUCUUCGAAGUCACGGCCCUGAAGAAGAUGGUCUGCCAGCGCUACGGCGGCUAUGUUGUCAGGAAGGGAACCAAGUAUGUCAUGUUCCCAUCUUGGAAGCGCGGCGAGGAGGAGAUCCACGACAUCACCAACAAGCAGGGUCUCAAGAUCAUGACUCUCGGCAAGUCUCCCUCUUCUGGUAUGCGCCAGUAUCUGGUUCAGCCUCAGAACUAA
Fusarium coffeatum is the source of this 993-nucleotide messenger RNA. RefSeq lists its product as uncharacterized. Bases 1 to 993 code for a protein of 330 amino acids. The record is from RefSeq and is a predicted model, not a curated record. Lineage: Eukaryota; Fungi; Ascomycota; Sordariomycetes; Hypocreales; Nectriaceae. The transcript has a single exon.